Sander lucioperca (pikeperch) is the source of this 2083-nucleotide messenger RNA. RefSeq names its product RAR-related orphan receptor B (gene rorb). The transcript is spliced from 10 exons. Bases 357 to 1787 code for a protein of 476 amino acids. Gene Ontology annotation, cellular component: nucleus. Gene Ontology annotation, biological process: regulation of transcription by RNA polymerase II. Gene Ontology annotation, molecular function: RNA polymerase II cis-regulatory region sequence-specific DNA binding; zinc ion binding; nuclear receptor activity. The record is from RefSeq and is a predicted model, not a curated record. Lineage: Eukaryota; Metazoa; Chordata; Actinopteri; Perciformes; Percidae.
CUAAACUUCUCAGAAAGUUCAUAAAACUUGCAGAAUGCGGGAGGGACUGUGUGAGGAGAUUACACGUGAACGUCUAUUUCAGCUGUGGCUAAGCCCGUGCUCAUCUGAGGAGGGAAAUAAUUUAGGAUUAGAUGGGCUGUGUAAUCUCUUUAUAGACGGUGUGCCAUCUCAGCAGACAUACCUGCCUACCUCUACAUCUCAUACCCCUGAAGGCACCGCGGCUCUCUCUCUCUCUCUCUCUCUCUCUUCACAUGCAUUAUGGAUAGUAAGACAUCCAAAGAUGCCAGCUGCGUCUGCGUGUUUCACUGAAAGACUUUCUGUUGUUCACGUUCUGUGCCUUUCGGCUGGGACUGUACAUGGAGCUGCCGAUACACACCCAAAUCGAAGUCAUACCCUGCAAAAUCUGCGGAGACAAAUCCUCAGGUAUCCACUACGGAGUCAUAACGUGUGAGGGAUGUAAGGGUUUCUUCAGACGGAGUCAGCAGAACAACGCGUCCUACUCGUGUCCCCGCCAGAGGAACUGCCUCAUCGACAGAACUAACCGCAACCGCUGCCAACACUGCCGCCUGCAGAAAUGUCUCGCCCUGGGGAUGUCCAGAGACGCGGUGAAGUUCGGACGCAUGUCGAAGAAGCAGCGCGACAGCCUGUACGCCGAGGUGCAGAAGCACCAGGCGAGGCUGCAGGAGCAGAGGCAGCAGCAGACGGGCGAGGCCGAGGCUCUGGCCCGCGUCUACUCCUCCAGCCUCUCCAACGGACUGUCCACGCUCAACCACGAGAUCGGCGGCACCUACGCCAACGGACACGUCAUCGAGCUGCCCAAAGGCGGCCACGGCAACGGAGGCGGAGUCCCUGGGGGGUAUUACGGGAUGGAUUCCACCCAGCCGUCUCCGGACCAGUCCGGGCUGGACAUGUCAGGCAUGAAGCACAUUAAGCAGGAGCCCGUGUACGACCUGACGCCGGUGCCAAACCUGUUCAGCUACGUAGGCUACCAGGACAGCCAGCUGGGGCCCAACAACGUCAGCAUGGGGGAGCUGGACCGCAUCGCUCAGAACAUCAUCAAGUCUCACCUGGAGACGUGUCAGUACACGACGGACGAGCUGCAGACGCUCGCCUGGCAGACGCACUCCUACGAAGAAGUCAAGAUGUACCAGAGCAAGCCGCGGGACGCUCUGUGGCAGCAGUGUGCCAUCCAGAUCACACACGCCAUCCAGUACGUGGUGGAGUUCGCCAAACGCAUCUCAGGGUUCAUGGAGCUGUGCCAGAACGACCAGAUCCUCCUGCUGAAGUCAGGGUGUUUGGAGGUAGUGUUGGUGCGGAUGUGCCGGGCGUUCAACCCCCUCAACAACACGGUGCUCUUUGAAGGGAAGUACGGAGGCAUGCAGAUGUUCAAAGCUCUAGGUUGUGAUGACUUAGUGAGCGCCGUGUUCGACUUUGCCAAAAGUUUAUGUUCCCUGCAGCUGACAGAGGAGGAGAUCGCUCUGUUCUCUGCUGCUGUACUAAUCUCUACAGAUCGGCCGUGGCUGAUGGAGCCUCGCAAAGUCCAGAAGCUGCAGGAGAAGAUCUACUUUGCUCUGCAGCACAUUAUGCAGAAGAACCACAUGGACGAAGACGCUCUGGCUAAGCUGAUCAGCCGGAUCCCGACUCUGUCGGCGCUGUGCACGCUGCACACCGAGGAGCUGCAGGCCUUCCAGCAGCUGCACCCGGAGACGGUCAACAUCCUCUUCCCUCCGCUCUACAAAGAACUCUUCAACCCCGACCCAAACUCCGCCAUGGCCAUGCCCAAGUGACCGCCACGCGGCCGCGAUGCAACAAACGGACCCAGAAAAUAAAACGCCAAGCAGCGGCCGAGUCGAUGCUCGGCGAGCCUCAUUUCAGGCUGGAAUCAUCCGGCAGAAAAUCACAGUUAAACGCCAACAAAACUAGGAAUGUCCAGCACUUAUUCACCGUCCUGUUUUCACCGAUACAGUCUGAAGAAUGUAUAUAGAAAUCAAACGCACCCCAACAAGCCACAACUUAAAGCGGGCGGAGCUUAAACUGUUAAACUGACUGACUGACCAGAAAUGUACAGACUUUAAAAAAAACA